Molecule: messenger RNA, 264 nt
Organism: Medioppia subpectinata
Lineage: Eukaryota; Metazoa; Arthropoda; Arachnida; Sarcoptiformes; Oppiidae
Source: the annotation of a GenBank genome assembly
AUGUUUAUAUCACUCGAGAUCACAGAUGACGGCAAUGAAGACAACAGACAACAGGCACAAAUUUAUGCUCUAAACUCAAUGGACAGAUUCGGUGAUGAUUUGUGUCAACUAUUGUUGUCUUAUCUCUCACUCGAAGAUCGGUUUCGUUUGGAAUUAGUCUCCAAACAAUUUCAGCGGACAUUUAUCGACAGUUUUGUAAAAAUAAGAAGUAAAGUUCAAAUGUUGGCCACAAUUGUUAAAAAAUUAUUGACUGUCGAGGAAUAG